AUGUUUUCACUAACUUUGAUCACUUUGCUCACUGCACUCAUCUGUGGUUGUCACGGAGGUGUCUCAAAUAUUCGUGCUAAACCAGGACAAACAGUUGUUUUGGAGUUCAUGGAGUCUCCAAAUGAUAUUGAAGCAGAAUUCAUGAAUGCAGAAGGUGUUCAUGACAGAAAACUAAUCAUCAAAGAUGGAGAAAUUACUGAAUUAGCGACGAAAAUUUAUGGAAAUCGAAUAACUUACAACAGUGGAAAUCUUACUAUUCAAGAUAUGAAAGAAAGUGAUCCAUUGGCUUAUCAUUAUCACGCAGCCAAAUACCCACACGUGCUUAUGAUUGAUUUGACUGAGUAA
Messenger RNA from Thelazia callipaeda (thelaziosis nematode), 345 nucleotides. NCBI's taxonomy places the organism in Eukaryota, Metazoa, Nematoda, Chromadorea, Rhabditida, Thelaziidae. The record is from the annotation of a GenBank genome assembly.